CAAACCGUUUGAGGUGCCCAUCUUGCAAUAGAUCGCGCAGUACUGGCGGAUUAGGGUGCGCCCGUCGUGGCGCCUUGCCAGCGUGCUCGCGUAAAUCAACUCCAGAAAAGUAGCAGCAGUGCUUUCAGGGGCAAGCUUUGUUCGCGUAGCAUACUUCGGCUAUUGAUCUGGUGUUCCCAAGCUUUAGCGGACUGGCGAUCUAGUUGCGAUGGCGCAGCACCCAACUAGCCCGACCUGGGUCGGCGAGCAAUUCAUCAGCAAGUACUAUGACGUGCUGGAGAGGCUGCCCAAGUAUUUGCAUCGCUUCUAUAGGGAGAACAGCACGUUCACUGUGACAGAUGAGCAGCUCAAUGGCUCCGCAGCUGUGGAGACGGCGAGCGGUAGCCUAGAGGCCAUCCAGGAGAAGGUCAUGGCCACGGUUGCGAACGCGGUCGUCGCGGGCGACAAGUCCCUUGACGCUCAGUUUUCGGAGGGUGGUGGCGUUCUGCUGCAGGUGGCGGGCUUCAUGAAGCUGCACGGUGUCGACAGGAGGUUCGUGCAGACGUUCUUCCUGGCCACACAGGAGAAGGGCUACUAUGUCCUGAAUGACAUGCUGCGUAUCCUUGCUCCUGAGCCGCUGGCCAGCCAGCUGCCGCCGAGGGUGGACAUGACCCCUGGAAUGGCCCCUGGCAUGUCCGUUGCCGCGGCCCCCGUGCCCGUUGAACCCGUAGCGGCAGAGGCCGAGCCAGCUGUGCAGGAGGCGGCUGUCGCUGCCCCAGCGCCUGUAGCAGCUCCUGAGCCGGAGGUGGUAGAGGCACCCGUGGUGGCUGCUGCUCCGACGCCCGUGGUGCAGGCCCCACCGGUGGUCCCGGCGCCGCAGCAGGCCCCUGUCCCGGUUCCGGUGCCCGCGGCCCCGGCCGCGGCUCCGGCGCCGGUGCAGCCGAAGCAGCCUGCCCCCGCCGCUGCAGCGCCUGCUGCUCCGGCGCCUCCGCUGAGCUGGGCUGAGCGUGCUAAGCUGGCAUCCGCAGCCAAGCAACCCGUGCCCGCAAAGGCACCACAGCAACCGGCGCCGGCAGCAGCAGAGGCGCCGGCCGCGGAGGUGUCGUCUUCGACGCCGGCAGCUGCCGAGGCGGCCACCGGCGCUCCUGCGGAAGCGCGUGGCGACGUGGACUCGGACAGCCGGGUGCCUGAGGCCCUGCCGGCCGUGCCGCUUGGCAUGGACAACGACCCAGGCCAUGGCGUCUACGUGCAGGGCAUUCCGCAAACCCUGUCGGAGGAGGACCUGGUGAAGCUGCUCAGUGCCCAGUUCGCACAGUUUGGCGCCUUCGGCAUGGGUGGCGUCAAGAUUGUGAAGUCACCGCGCUUUGGCAUGGUGGCGUACGUGUUCUACCAGGACGAGAAGUCGCGCGACGCUGCUCGCGAGAGCAGCGGCAAGCUGCGGCUCUCGGAGGCUGAGAGGCCCCUGAAAAUCCUGGGCGCGUUGCCAGAGUUUGAGCGGGGCUUUGCACAACGUCCGGGUGGCCGCGGCGACCGUGGCCGCGGCAGCGGCAUGGGCAGCGGAUACAGGGGUGGCCGAGGCGGUUUCGACGGCGUCCGCGGGCGCGGUGGCCGAGGUGAAGGCCGCGGCGACCGGCCUCCCAGCGGAGGGCCCGGCGGACGUGGAGGUCGGGGCGCUGAGCGCGGCGGCCGCGGGGGCGGCCCAGGGCGUGGGCCCCGCGACCCGGCGAGCGGGCCCGUGGUGCCGAAGCAGCCGUAACUGAGCGGCGUCUGGGGUGCUGGUGAGGGGUGAUGCAGGCUGCGUGCACAGCAGCAACUGGUGCACGGGCGGGGGUUAGCAGGGUUAGGCAGCGACUGGUUUGUGAGUGCAUUGUGUUUUGCUGGCGUACUUGUGGCAAGAAACUACCCGGGCGGUUCUCUGUGAGGGAACUUGAUGGCUGGGGGCGGAUUUGCAGACGUCGAAUGUAGUGUGCCCGGAAGGGGUUGUGCAGGGAUCCCUCACAUGGCCCGCACGGUCUAUCAUCUGAUGAGCAGGGCAAGAGUUGCGAGCUUGUCCUGCAGUGGCAGGUGGCAUCAUACACGAUUGCGUGCUCUGUCAGUGGUGAGUGGGCAUGCUGGAGUAGUUAGGGUGCAGUUGGCGAGCGAUCUGGCUGGAGUGAGUGCAGGCGCUUUCUCGAGGUAUUUGCUCUGAUGGGGCAAGCGCCCCAAACCGAUUGAUAUGAAGAGUCGAGUAGUCUGAGACCUGGCCCUUUUUUUUUGCGGAUGCGUAGUUAAGCGGGCAGAGUUUGCAAAGGAACAACAUAUAGGGGCGACGGUUUGCUCGUAUGCGGCGCAUAUUUGCGUGUGCAUACUUGGUGACAGGGACACGUCUUGCUAUAGGCCGCCAUGGCCAUUUUGAAAGGCACGAUGCUUGUGACCCUUGAGGUGACAUGACGUACUGUGCAGGCGUCGGCAGGAGUAUGCGUUCUGCGUGACAAAGACGAGCGUUUUUUGACAAGGCCACGGCCGCUGCUAAUACUAGACAGAAUUGCUUGACUAACCAUCGUGCGCGACAUUAUUGACGGGGUAUUGCCUUAUACCACUGUCCAGUUCGUCAUUGUAACUCUGGUAUGUACUG
Astrephomene gubernaculifera is the source of this 2593-nucleotide messenger RNA. Lineage: Eukaryota; Viridiplantae; Chlorophyta; Chlorophyceae; Chlamydomonadales; Astrephomenaceae. The record is from the annotation of a GenBank genome assembly.